AUGCCUCUCCCCACCUCAUCCAUCUACCAACCUCCAUCGGCCGAGUUCAUGAAAUGGCCGAGCCGAAGAAGCGUAGUUCACAGCACCAAAGGAAUUGUGGCUUGCACACAACCGCUUGCCGCCAAGUGCGGUAUCGACAUCCUCAAUGCAGGAGGAAAUGCUGCAGAUGCCGCCGUGGCCGUUGCUGCCGGCCUGAACAUGACGGAGCCUUGCUCAACCGGCAUUGGCGGUGACAUGUUCUGCCUCUACUACGAUGCCUCGACUGGCAAGGUCUCGGCCCUGAACGGCUCUGGACGUGCGGGCGGCAAGUGUACGCUCGAGAACGUCCGGAAGAGCCUAAAGAUUCCAGAGGGUACCGUGGGAAAGAUCCCCAUGAGCAGCGUUCACGCUGUGACAGUGCCUGGUGCUGCCGCCGGUUGGGUCGAUACUGUCGAGCGGUUCGGUAGUGGCAAGUUGACCAUGGAGCAGAUUCUCGCACCGGCGAUUGAGCUGGGUGAGAAGGGAUUUCCUGUUUCGGAGACGACGGCUUAUUUCUGGGGAAGACAGGAAAAGGGCAUCCGCGAAGCGUCUCCCAACUUCGCGGAGAUGUUAAAGGCCGAUUCCUCUGCUCCUGGCGGUGUCCGCGCUCCCAAGGCCGGCGAAAUCAUCAAGCUCCCCAACCUAGCCAAGACCUUCCGCACCCUGGCAACCGAAGGUAAGAAGGGUUUCUACAGCGGCCGCAUUGCCGAGGAACUCGUAAAAGUCGUCAACGGCUUCGGCGGCCAUCUCGAGCUUGCCGACCUCCAACACCACCUCGAAACCGGCAGCGAAUCCGUCGAGCCCAUCUCCCUGAAAUUUCCCAACCCUCACGGCACCUCCGAAACCGACGGCGUCGAGCUUUGGGAACACCCUCCCAACGGCCAAGGCAUCGUUGCCCUGAUGGCCCUCGGCAUCCUCAAGCACCUCAUCAAGCAAGGCACCAUCCCAGCCUUCGGCCCCUCCGACCACAACACGGCCCCUUACCUGCACGCCAUCGUCGAAGCCCUCCGCAUCUCCUUCGGUGACGCCUCCUGGUUCGUCACCGACCCCAACGCCGCUCCCGGCGUCCCGACCUCCCAGCUCAUCUCGGCCUCCUACCUCGCCGAGCGCGCCAAGCUCUUCUCUCCAUCCUCCGCCAACACCUCGGUCCUGCAACCGGGCGACCCGUACGCCUCUCCCGCCCUGACCUCCUCCGACACCGUCUACUUCGCCUGCUCUGACUCCCAAGGCAACGCCAUCUCGUUUAUCAACUCCAACUACGGCGGCUUCGGCACCUGCAUCAUCCCCGCCGGCUGCGGUUUCACGCUUCAGAAUCGCGGCGCCAACUUCUCGCUGGAUGCGAAGCACCCGAAUGUGCUAGCGCCGAGAAAGAGGCCUUACCACACGAUUAUUCCCGGUCUGGUCACGAAUCUGCAGGAUAGCAGUCUGCAUUCCGUGUUUGGCGUCAUGGGCGGGUUCAUGCAGCCGCAGGGGCAUGUGCAGACGUUGCUUGGGCAGGUGUUGUGCGGGCUGAGCCCGCAGCAGGCGUUGGAUGCGCCGAGAGUGUGUAUCGGCGCGGGAAUGCCAGAUGAGGGGAAUGUGUAUGAUGCGACGGUACAUGUGGAAGAGGGGAUGCCGGAGGAGACGGUAGAUGGAUUAAGGAAGUUGGGGCAUAAGGUGGAGGUUGUGAAGGGUAUGGGGAGAAUCGUGUUCGGUAGGGGACAAAUUAUUCGAUGGACGAAGGAUAUUGACGGCACGGGGGUGUGGUCGGCGGGAAGCGAUAUGAGAGGCGAUGGUGCUGCUUACCCGGCGUAA
Neurospora hispaniola is the source of this 1812-nucleotide messenger RNA. Its product is annotated as gamma-glutamyltranspeptidase. The transcript is spliced from 4 exons. The record is from RefSeq and is a predicted model, not a curated record. NCBI's taxonomy places the organism in Eukaryota, Fungi, Ascomycota, Sordariomycetes, Sordariales, Sordariaceae. Bases 1 to 1812 code for a protein of 603 amino acids.